This is a messenger RNA of Cucurbitaria berberidis CBS 394.84, 1008 nucleotides long. Its product is annotated as carbohydrate-binding module family 1 protein. Gene Ontology annotation, cellular component: extracellular region. Gene Ontology annotation, molecular function: cellulose binding. Gene Ontology annotation, biological process: carbohydrate metabolic process. The coding region runs from base 1 to 1008 and encodes 335 amino acids. The record is from RefSeq and is a predicted model, not a curated record. The transcript is spliced from 2 exons. NCBI's taxonomy places the organism in Eukaryota, Fungi, Ascomycota, Dothideomycetes, Pleosporales, Cucurbitariaceae.
AUGAAGACCUCUUCCAUCCUCGCUCUCGCUGUUGCUGGCGGUGUCCAGCUUGCUGCUGCCCACACCACGGUCUGGGAAGCCUUUGUCAAUGGCAAGGGCCAGGGUGUUGGAAACAAGGCGGGCGGAUACAUUGACUCGCCCCCUAACAACAACCCCCUUGUCGAUGUCACCUCCAAGGACAUGGAGUGCAACGUCGCGAGCGUCAAGGCGACCUCAGCUAUCACCGCCGCCGGUGGUGACGAGAUCACCUUUGAAUGGCACCACGACAACAACCAGGCCAGCGAUGAUAUCAUUGCUACUUCUCACCAUGGUCCUAUCCUCGUCUACGCCUCGAAGGCCGGCUCAGCUCUGUCAUGGACCAAGAUCGCAGAAGACGGCUGGGAUGGCAAGUCCUGGGCCGUCGACAAGCUGAUCGCUGGAUCAUACACUGGAACCAAGGGCCAGCACAAGGUCAAGCUCCCCAACCUUGCGCCGGGUGACUACAUCCUGCGUCCUGAGAUCAUUGCUCUCCACGAGGGUAACCGUGCGAACGGUGCUCAGUUUUACAUGGAGUGCGUCCAUGUCAAGAUCACAGGCUCAGGGUCUGCUGUCCUGCCGGCAGGUGUCAGCAUCCCGGGCGCGUACAAGGCCAACGACGCUGGUGUCCUCUUCGACAUCUACGGCUCCUUCAGCAGCUAUCCCAUCCCCGGCCCCAAGCUCUGGGACGGUGCCAGCAGCGGUAGCGCCCCUGCUCCUGCUCCUGCUCCUACCAAGGCUCCUGCUGCCACUGCUGCUCCCGCCCCUGCCCCUGUGUCUACCAAGGCUCCUGCUGCCACUGCCGCGCCCGCUCCCGCACCUCCGGCCAAGCCUACCACGCUCGCCACUGUUGCGAAGCCCGCGCCUACUGCCGGCAGCGGCACCGUUCAGCGCUGGGGACAGUGCGGUGGAAACGGAUUCACCGGCGCCACUGGCUGUGUUGCUGGAACCACCUGCCAAGCGCAGAACCCCUACUACUCCCAGUGCUUGUAG